Messenger RNA from Molossus molossus (Pallas's mastiff bat), 280 nucleotides. Its product is annotated as cytochrome c oxidase subunit NDUFA4-like. The coding region runs from base 32 to 280 and encodes 82 amino acids. The transcript has a single exon. NCBI's taxonomy places the organism in Eukaryota, Metazoa, Chordata, Mammalia, Chiroptera, Molossidae. The record is from RefSeq and is a predicted model, not a curated record.
UUUCUCUGCUUCCCAGCCCUCUGCUGCAACCAUGCUCUGCCAGAUCCCCAGUCAGGCCAAGAAGCAUCCAAGCUUGAUCCCCCUCUUUGUAUUUAUUGGAGCCGGAGGUACUAGGGCAAUGCUGUAUGUCAUGCGCCUGGCUUUGUUCAAUCCAGAUGUCUGUUGGGACAGAAAGAAUAACCCAGAACCCUGGAACAAACUGGGUCCCGAUGAGCAAUACAAGUUGUACUCAUUGAGUGUAGAUUACAGCAGACUGAAGAAAGAAGGUCCAGGCUGCUAG